This is a messenger RNA of Pyrus x bretschneideri (Chinese white pear), 816 nucleotides long. RefSeq names its product NAP1-related protein 1-like. Gene Ontology annotation, molecular function: chromatin binding; histone binding. The record is from RefSeq and is a predicted model, not a curated record. Lineage: Eukaryota; Viridiplantae; Streptophyta; Magnoliopsida; Rosales; Rosaceae. The coding region runs from base 21 to 503 and encodes 160 amino acids. The transcript is spliced from 7 exons. Gene Ontology annotation, cellular component: nucleus; chromatin. Gene Ontology annotation, biological process: nucleosome assembly.
UAAGGUUUUGCUUUUUCACGAUGGUAGCGGACGCGGCGAAGAUGGCCAAGCUCACUGAACGAGCUCCGGAGGACGACGCCUAUCACUUGGUCAAGGAGUUCGUGCUUUCCAUUGAGAAGUUGCAGGAGGUUCAGGACGAACUCGACAAGAACUUUAAUGACAAUCCUUAUUUUGAAGAUACAAAGUUGACGAAAACUUUUACAUUCGUUGAUGGUGAGACAACAAGAAUUACUGGUACUCCCAUCAAAUGGAAGGAGGGCAUGGGUCUUGUGAAUGGAGUUACCGAAGAGAAAAAUGGAAAGAAACGACCACUUGUUGAUGAGAGCUUCUUCAGUUUGUUUGACUCACCUCUUGAACAUGACAAGGUGGUAGAGAUAAUUAAGAACGAUUUAUGGCCCAAUCCUCUAAAGUAUUUUAAUAACGAGGCCGAUGAAGAGGAUUCUGAAGAUGAUGAAAUGGACAAUGGUGACGAAGAGGAAGACGAUGACGAGGAAGAUGGCUAGAUUCUUCUGGUGCCGUCUUCAUUUUUGUAGCUCCUUCAUGGGUAGCGGCGAUAGAAACAUCACCGGUUUUUUGUCUUAUCAAUCAGCGAUAUGAAGCAUUCUAGUAGGAUAUCUUGGAAAAGAAGAAGACUUGUAGGUUGAUACCUCACAGCAGACUUGUUGCAUAUAAAUUAGUCUCGGUUUAUCGUUUAGGCCUUUUGGGUUUUUGUUUUUGUGUAGUCUACCUGCUGUCAAAACCGAACACAGUAGUAUUUUAGAAUUCAUAUAGGUAACGAUAUUUAGUGGGAUAAGGUUUGAUUGUUGUUGUAGUGUA